Molecule: messenger RNA, 246 nt
Organism: Lodderomyces pseudojiufengensis
Lineage: Eukaryota; Fungi; Ascomycota; Pichiomycetes; Serinales; Debaryomycetaceae
Exons: 1
Coding region: 1-246 (81 amino acids)
Source: RefSeq, a predicted model, not a curated record
AUGAACAACAGAAAAGAAGACACAGAUGAUAUAUUCCUAAAUGAAGACACUAAACCAAUUACAGAAUUACAAGUUGAAAAUUUAAAAAAAAAAUUUAAAUCAUUAAUUACAUCGUUAAUAUUAUUAUUCCCUUCGUUAACUAUAACGGCUAUAUAUGCAGUUGUAAAUAUCCCAUUAUUGAAUCUGGAUUUAAAUAAUUUGAAAAAUGAAUUGAAUGAUGUUAAGGAGUUGAUUAAAAGUACUUGA